ACAUUUUUUUUCUUCGAUUUUUUGUUCAUAUUUUUUCGGAAUGCAGAAAAUAAAAGAAAGCCCGUCAAAUGGACGCCGUGUUUGUGGUUCAGUGAAGUAAAAGUGCAGAUUUUAGGGUCAAAUCCACCAGAAUGGACACGGAAAAUGAGAGUAAAUUUAAAGUAGAAUGUGUAGAUUUGGAAGAGAACAACGAAGAUUCAGCUCGGGAGAAGGAUGAGGAGCAGAAAGUAAAGAAAGAGGAGCCUCCUGAGGUGGAAGAAUGUUUCGUUGGGCUGGAACCUCAGACAGAUAUCCAUUCAGAUGGAGACGAUUGGAAGCCUCCGGAUUCUCCGGCAGACGACAAAGAGAACUUGUCGGAUUCAUCGAAUGGAGGAAGGAGGUACAAGAUGCGGAAGAGGAAAGCACCGAAGAAGAGAGGAAGGAAGAAAGGUGCGGUGAAAGAACAAUCGCAGUACGAGCCGGUUGGGAAGAAACCUCUGUUGCCGGAUUUGUAUUGCUACAUGUGCCCGAAGAAGUACCAAACAGCCCAUAUGUUCAACAGGCAUCUCAAUGAGCACUACAGCAAUCGCGGAUUGAUUACGGCUGGUGAGUAUCCGUGCAAAGUGCGUCCGUGUGGCAAGAUCUUCACCACGAGGAAAUUCCUCGAGAGUCACAUGAGAAUCCACGAGAUCGAGAAGGCUUUCGACUGCAAAGUCUGCGGCAGGAGUUUUUCCACCAGCAAAAUCGCCGCAAUCCACCGGAAGACCCAUAACAAUGAGAAGAAGUUCAACUGUGAGGUCUGCUGUGCCAGUUUCGUCUUUGAAAAUGCCCUGACCAUCCACGUGGAGCAGCACAUCAAGGAAUUACCCUUUCCCGAGGAACUCCUGACCAUUCACGUGAUGCCAGCCUUCGAUGACAACACCAAAACCAAGCCGGGCAUCAAUCAGGAACUCCUGACCGGAGGAAUUCUCUACAAAUGCAGCCAGUGUCCCAUGAAAUUUGCCACAUUCAAUGACAGACGCAAUCACCAGAAUCGCGAUCAUCCCAAAAUGAUGACGUGCGAGCUGUGUGGCAAGGUCCUUCGGAGUGUGUUCGCCUAUCGCCUCCACAUGGUCAUCCACACAAAGGAGAAGCCCUUCAAGUGCAAAUUCUGCGGAGAAGGCUUUGCCAGUCCCACCCUCGUGAUGGUCCACAAACGCGUGGCACACGGCACUGGAGAUCGCGAUAAACUGUAUAGGCCGCAUCAAUGCGAGACCUGCGGGAAGGCCUACGUGUUCCGCUAUUCCCUCACGGAGCACAUCAACUUCAAGCACAAGAACAUCAAAUUGAUUUGCGAUCUCUGUGGACAUUCGUACGGGACAAAGUCCAGGCUCAAGCGUCACUUCAAGAAGGUCCAUUUGCAGGAGAAGAUUACAGGACCGAAGACAAAGAUGCGCCGCGGUCAACCGAUUAAGCCGGCCAAUUGUCCGGAAUGUGAAUUCAUUGCGCCCAGGCAGUGUGACCUCAGGGAUCACAGGAUCAAGGCGCACUUCAAUAAUCUCCACUGCGACGAAUGCAACAUCAGCAUUGAGAACAUUUUGAUGUACAAGAGGCACGCCGAUGACCACAGAGAAGGGAUUUCUGUGGUUCCCGGACCUGGAAGACAUGGCCAGAUCUUCGGAUGUCUUCGUUGUGACAAGUUCUACACAGAUCGUCGUUUCCUUCGUGAACACAUAAACACUGUGCACAAUUCAAUAACAUUCACUUGUGACCACUGUGAGAUGACCUUCCAGACCAAGAGGGCGCUGAUCCGUCAUUUAUCUGGCCAUCAUGGCGUCGUGGAGAAGGCGCCGCGCCCGCGGAAAGUGCAAGGGCUUAAGGUGAAAAAAAUGAAGAAGAUGAAGAUUAAGAAUUUUCAGCCACCAUCAGAGGUAUCAUCGCAGUCAUCGCAUCAUUUUCAGAUGGAACCCCCACAAUCGUCCCCCUUGGCUCUGCAGAUGCCCCACCAGUCACCCCAUUCGUUGCCAGCAGCGCCCGCCACUCAGACCCAAGCAACGCCUCCGCCGCAGAACUUCAAAGUUGAGCGUCAGGUGCAGUAUCCCUAUUUUGCCAACAUCUAGGUAGGUUUUAUUUUUGCAAAGUUUUUUUUUUCUACAUUAUCGUAUAUAAAAAUAUUUCUUGUGGGGCUGAUUUUAUAAGAGCAGAACGUUUUUAGAAGGACAAAAAGUCAGUAGAAAUUGAUUUUUAUUUACAUACUUGUUUUUUUAAAUAUUUUAAUGCAGAAAUAAUAAAAGGUUAUAGUGACUACAAAAUAAAAAUCAAAACUCUGAUGUUUGCUCCAAGAUAUUAUGUGUAAAAUUUUGAAAAAAAAACUAAAUUUGGUUUUCAUCAGAAAUAAAGUUUUGUAUUUAAUCGAUAAAAUACACAAAA
Molecule: messenger RNA, 2388 nt
Organism: Phlebotomus papatasi
Lineage: Eukaryota; Metazoa; Arthropoda; Insecta; Diptera; Psychodidae
Product: zinc finger protein 62 homolog
Exons: 3
Coding region: 132-2078 (648 amino acids)
Biological process (GO): regulation of transcription by RNA polymerase II
Cellular component (GO): nucleus
Molecular function (GO): DNA-binding transcription factor activity, RNA polymerase II-specific; RNA polymerase II transcription regulatory region sequence-specific DNA binding
Source: RefSeq, a predicted model, not a curated record